Molecule: messenger RNA, 838 nt
Organism: Bombus pyrosoma
Lineage: Eukaryota; Metazoa; Arthropoda; Insecta; Hymenoptera; Apidae
Product: protein FAM136A-like
Exons: 3
Coding region: 347-775 (142 amino acids)
Cellular component (GO): cytoplasm
Source: RefSeq, a predicted model, not a curated record
GAACAAAUUGAGAAACAUUUGUCGUUCACUAGCUUACAGAGUCUUAUUUCCAUUCAUCACAGGAGUUGCUCGAUCGUGCUUCACUAUCAGAUUGUUCUAUCCUUUCUUUAAGCCGUGUUGUUAAAGAAAUAUAGGUUUCCUUUUUUCCUUUAAGUUACAAUAUGAUUGGGGGAAAUUAUUCGUUUAAUAAACACUCGAUUUGCAUUAUGUAACUACACAUGCGCUAUUAGCAAUCUGACUUGUAUUCUAUUCACUGGAUCAUGUGGCGUGUAGUUUCGUAGGAAGCCGGUUAAAUUAAGUUUAAUUUAUUUUGAUAUUAAUGAGUUUUUAGGAAAAUAAGUACAAAAUGGUUGAAGAACAACAGAAACGAGUCGAAGAACAUACUAGCAAAAUAGUCGAAGAAAUUGAUAAAUCAAUGAGAAAAAUGAAGGGUGAUGCAUAUAGAUGUGCUGCAAUUUGUUGUGAUAAUGAGACCUAUAGUAUACAACGAGUACAGAACUGUGUAAAAAAUUGCAAUAAUUCACUGGAUCAAGCUCAAGAAUAUGCUAGAGAAGAACUGGAAAGAGUUCAAAAUCGAUUACAAAGGUGUGUUAUGGAUUGUAAUGACAGAAUAAAAGAUGCGGCAGGUCCAAAUCCAUCACAGCGUGAUUUGGAAAAAUAUAGUGACAUAUUUGAUAAGUGUGUAACAAAAUGUGUAGAUAAUUAUUGUGAAACAUUACCUACCUUACAAAAAACAAUGAAGAAUGUUUUAUCUGAGAAGAAAUAUCAACAAUAACAUAAAUAAAACUAAUGAAUUGCAAUCUAGAGAUAAUAAAGUUAUUAGAUACUAAACUGCCAA